Molecule: messenger RNA, 1743 nt
Organism: Bipolaris zeicola 26-R-13
Lineage: Eukaryota; Fungi; Ascomycota; Dothideomycetes; Pleosporales; Pleosporaceae
Exons: 2
Coding region: 1-1743 (580 amino acids)
Source: RefSeq, a predicted model, not a curated record
AUGCCUCUGCUGGCUGCCCGACAAUGGCCAGUUUUGACGCGUGCUUCUGCUGUUCUGCGCAGUCGGCGCUCUCCACUGCGCUCUUACACUGUUUCUCCAUCAACCACCGACCUCAAUGAAGCAGCCAAACGAAGGACCAUACAUGGUGGCAUAAUCAUUCCGGACUCUGUCCACGCCCAUCCCCAUGAUCUGUUCAAUUCCAUCAAGCCACUGCCAACUGUCGUUGCCCACAAGAAGUCUUUCGCCGUCUUCUUUGUUACCCCCUCCUACGCACAUUUCCUACUCGAUCAUGAUGCUUUUCUUCGUAGCGCCCUUGUACGAAUCUACAAAAAGGCAACUGAGGCACCACAUAUUGACAUACGUGCGCUUUGUGCUGUCGUAGAUAAGCUGCCGGUUCCACACCCAUCGAAUGGCAGUACCUUGGACUCUCAGUUAUCACGGCGCAAAGUGGACACGCCCGUUGCGGGAACAGGUUUUGAAGGGAUAGCCUAUGUUUCUCUCCCAUCCAGUGCUUCUAUCGAAUCCAAUGAGUCCUCCCUCCCAUCGGAGCAAGGUACAAUCGACUUCAUCACCUCGAGUCGUGUACUUAACGAUGACAUUUGUCUUGACACAUUGCGGCUACCCCUUGCCAACACUGUAUUUCAAACAGGAAUGCCGACAACCAUGAUCAGUUCAAGAUGGGAGAAAAACAGCACAAGUGGCGAAUUGACCAAGGUCACACAGACAAGUCCUUCUCACCAUGUCAUUCGAUUAGCUAGUGAUGGUCCCACUCCGGACACCAAAUCUGCUCUUAGCAUCCCAUUGCUUCCGCUUACUUUGCCUCGAAUUGUAGAGGGAUGUAUGGGUAACAUCAUUCGUCGUGUUGUCGACACCGAUGGCAGUAGUAUCCAGGCAUCCUCGGAGCUUGAGAAUGUGGUUCCUAGGUUCUUCUUGUCCAGGGGUCAACAGGUGCAAGCCACAGUUGCUUGGGCUUUGAUCAUACCCAGAGAUCUGAAAGACAAAAUCACGGAAAAGACUGAAAAACUUUUAUCUAGCGUUCCGGUUGAAAAUGAACCGACUUCAACUGGCCCAGACCAAGCUUGGGAACGUCUGUGGCGCAGCGAACCACCUGUCUGGAAUACACUUGUAUCCGAAGCCCUCUCGGAAGGGGCGCGUCUCCACCGUGUCUUAAGUGGAGGAGGUGGAUGGGGAAAGAAAGCAGGUUUGCUAUCGUUGGAUCCCAUGCCAGUCAAUAAAUCUUCUGGUCCAGGCGCCCCAACCAGCAUUGACAACCCAGGAAACUUUGAAUCAACUCUUACACCAGUUGUGCAAGAUGGUGACUCGAUACAAUUCUUCACCUUACCAAAGUCUGAACUUGCUCAAGAGGCUCGUGAGGCUGACAACUAUGGGACGAUCUCAACGCUGUCAAAGGUCAAUAGGUCUUGGGGCUGGGAGCUAGGUACCAUUCCUAGCACGAUGGAUUCUAUUCCCGGAGAGUCCUGGCAGCACAUGACGACGGAAAAGCAUCGCUCUACUGUAUUCCAGGGCACUUUCGGCGCCUUGACAGAAGGUGCCUUGACUAUAAUACGCCGCCGUGGGAAAGACGUGGGCGAGACUAGCUCAGUCUAUACAACCAAGCUUGACGUCCCCUUUUCGCGCCUUUGGACCACCAGCUUGAAUGAUUCACAUGCCGACUCUACGACAUGUACAAACUUGGAACAGGACGGUAAUGACAAGGACGUAGGUGAGCCUGCUUCGGGGUGA